AUGAAGAACCUACUCUGGAUUUAUGCAGUCUGCCCAUUGAACGAGGAUCAACGGGUGGGGUGGAUCACUGUGUCCUGGCACGUUGCACUACUGUAUGGGAAAGGCUCCGCACGUGCGAAAGUUCUUCGCCAGUGGACCUAUGCCUUCAUCCGCGACCGGCAUGAUCUUCCAUUCGAGACACAAGGUGUUUGUUCAAAGGUCUCUCUUCUCGAGUUGAACACCCUGUUGAAGAGUGCGGUCAUGGAGAAGCUCCUCGGAGUGGGGAUGAAUGUGUGGGCUCUCGAUCUGGUCGAGUAUCUGUCAGAUCCAGCAGUCAAGGAUGAAUUCGGCAUCAAGAUCAAGGUGUCACUGGCAAGUGCUCACGUUUGGAUGUCAGAGCUCAGGUUCCAGUGGAAGAAGGCACCGUCAGAUCAAUUUGUGGAUGGGCACAAAAGAGAGGAUGUUGUGGAGUACCGUCAAAACGUCUUCCUGCAGCAGCUGAAGGAAGUCGACCAUAUGAUCCCCCAAUUCAACUCCACCGACAGCUGCUACCUCCCAUUCUUUGGUCCAUGCAUUGUUGGCCCCCAGCUGCAACCAUUGGUUGUCCUCUUCCAUGACAAAUCCACGUUUUAUGCUCACAACAGGAGGGAAGUGAGGUGGCAGGAGUGCGGGAAGACACCUAGGCCACAGAAGAAAGAGGAGGCCCAUGUUCUCCUUCGGGCGGGAAAGAACCGAGAUGGAUAUUUCACUUCAGAUUGCUUUCUGACAAAGCCAGAGAAACCUCUGUGGGGAGUCAAGACAAAUGUGAUCGGCCCAAACGGGAAGCCCCUUUACAACCAGAAUGGCAAGCUGCAGAAGCAGAAGAUCAGAAUGUUGAACACGAUGUUCCCUGAUGGAACAGCACAGGAGCUUUACUUCUCAGAUGACCACCCCAACCCUAACUUUUGCGGCCGCUUCAAGGGCAUGGUUGAGCUGCUUGAAGAGUGGGGCUUCACAGAUGUGCACAGUUUGCGCAGUGAGUGCCCCACUUUUAAGUGCCCUCCAAACAUGGCAGACCAAUGCCGCUGCCGGCGUCUCUUGUAUAACAAGCUGGACUUCGAGAACACCGAGAGCAUCGCUGAGUUGCUCUGCCAAUCAUGUGGGUUUGGGCUAGUGUUUCUUCCAAAGUUUUACUGUGAGAUCAACCCCAUCGAGCAGUGCUGGUGCGCAGGGAAACAAACCUACCGUGACUUCCCACCAUCCUCAUCCAAGGCUGACUUAGAGCAGAACUUGCUUGCUUCUCUAGAGCAGGUGGACAUACUUAAGAUACGUAGAUACACUAAUUGUGCCUUCCGUUUUAUGGAAGCUUAUUGUAGCGGACUCACCGGGACCGGAGCAACAUGGGCUGCAAAGAAAUACUCAGGUCAUCAUACAUUACCUCAUGAUAUUCUGCAACAGUUCAACAUACAUACAUUACAGAAAGCUUCCUAG
This is a messenger RNA of Epithele typhae, 1449 nucleotides long. RefSeq lists its product as uncharacterized. The coding region runs from base 1 to 1449 and encodes 482 amino acids. The transcript is spliced from 3 exons. The record is from RefSeq and is a predicted model, not a curated record. NCBI's taxonomy places the organism in Eukaryota, Fungi, Basidiomycota, Agaricomycetes, Polyporales, Epitheliaceae.